Parasteatoda tepidariorum (common house spider) is the source of this 4399-nucleotide messenger RNA. RefSeq lists its product as uncharacterized. The record is from RefSeq and is a predicted model, not a curated record. Lineage: Eukaryota; Metazoa; Arthropoda; Arachnida; Araneae; Theridiidae.
UUAAUUAAAAAAAAAAGGAAAAGUAACUGUUAACAUUUGUCUAAUCAAUUUAUCCGAUUAUAUACAACUUUUCCCUAAAUAUUUCCUUAUUUCUUUCGUGUGAACUCCGUUAAUCAAAUGAGAAAAAGAAAAAGACUCGCACAACUCUCCGCAUAUGUUAUAGAUUCUCUAUAAUUCCUAUGUGUGAAAAGAUUAAAUUAAUUACUUAGUCAUGGACGAUCUACUUUUUAAUUUCGUAUCUUCCGUUUGUUUGGCUGAGUUCAUUCCAUGCCAAGUGCGUUUAUUUGUUCUGUUAGCAGAUGUUAGAUCGAAAGCACAAGGAAAUAUCUUUUCUCUGCUGUAUUUGAGUUACCUGACUGAAUCAUUUUCAUAACCUUAUUUCUAUAAUACAAUAUGAUAAAUUGAAUUUUCCAAAAGGAUAAAAGUGGCUUUUAUUUCGUGAUACUUUUUGAAUGAAUAUAUUGGCGACUAAUCUAUAAUGCCAAGGAAAAUGUUUGGUGACAUACUUACAGAGGAAUGGCCCGAAUUCGGAAGACCCUUCGAGGAAUCAUCGACUAAGACUCUAGGCACCGAUGACCAGAUGGGAAACGGUACCUCCCAAUCCAUCAUCUUAGGAUCACCAAGAUUCCAGUCAUCUGUUUAUUCCACUCGCAAUGGGUAUUACGAUAACAGAGGAGUGCCAAAGUAUGUCCACCCCCAAAACAGGGUGCUUCCGCAACCGAUCGCUGGCCAGCGAUUGCGCAGCACGGACAACGGAAGCAUCCUUCAAACAGCCGGCACCAUUCGAGGCCAGAGACGAGGCAGCACCAGCAACGAUGACAGGACUGAUCCAGAAAUGAUGGGAAUCCUCAGGAAACGGUCGGAACUGAUCGAGAAAGAUGAAGAUUGCUACCAUCAAUUCAAUCUCAGAAAUCACCGAUUGUUCCACAGUGAUCCGAAUAUCUCUCGGCGUCCAGUGCCCAAUGGUUACGAGGAAGAUCCUCCAGAAAUGUAUUCGAAUCGGAGGAGCUGCACGGGCGGAGCCGCUGUCAGGACCAGUAAAAUGAAGUACAAGAAAAAAGCAAGGGCUCCGGAUCCUCCGCCAUCUGGCAACAGUUUACCAAGGCAACUGGAAAGAAAAUCGCCAAAUAUCCAGAAGGAUGGUAAUGGAAGGAAUAUGGCGUGCAAGUGUAUAGGUAAAUCUAAAGCACCGCAGCCUCCAGCCAUUGUUGUGCACCCUCCUCCACCUCCUCCUCUACCUAGUAUGGUGACAACAAGAACCAUGGUCAACGUUUCCCACCAUUCCAAGUCCCAAAGUGAACUGUUAUCUAGGUCACCCUAUGUGACGAGAGCUGUGGCAAGCAGAGACAGUAAAAUGGGUUACGAAAAGAAUGUGCAUCCUUUAGAGAAAUGGAGAAACUGUCGUAGCUCUGGUGAUGUGAGAAUCGACGAACAAGACGAGUCCUCCCCAAGCAGGACGACCGUAUUCGACAGUAGAAAAAUACCCGAAAGCCAAACUAAGGUACCAUCUUAUUUACCUCAUCGGCCAGAUCCUUUCCAGAAAGAAAUCCAGGCGGUUACCCAAAAAAUCGCGCAAAGCCGCCAAACUGAGACUGAGUCGCCAGUGACCACCGCGAGGAACGAGAAUCUUCCCCAGUCGUCUACGGACAUUACGCCAAAUUCUAAGUCACGGGAAACUACCUCGCCACCGAAAUUCUAUUUCGCCGAUGUGGAAAUUUUCAAGAUGGGCAGCAAAAAGACCGACUUAAAUCCAUCCGAAGACGUGAAACAAUCUGAUAAACGUUCUAGUGUGGAAGAAACUUCUAAAUUUCCCGCUCUUCGUAUCGAAGACCGUCAAUUGCCCAGUUCUAAACAUGACUCAACAAAUGUUGAUGAAAUAGUGCCUUCUUUGCAAAGAUUUUCUCCCGCACGAAAACGGUUUAAAUCCCCAAGCCGAAGUUCUACACCAAGUUAUCAACAGAAUGGACAAGAAAAAGACUGGGACAGCUUAUUACAAAAUAUGCAGUCUAAAAAUAGCAUUGAAUCUGAAAUCGAUUUAAGGUUACGCCCUGUACUUCCAAGAAAAACUUCCGAAGUGCCAAAGUUUUCUGCUUCAAAAGCUUGGCAAGCACUUGGCUCUGAUGGCCAAGGUAGCAGCAAUCAUUCCACCAGUGACGACGGCAGAGACUGUCCAUCACCAUACAAGAAAAAUGGCUUCAUUCCCCAGAACCAACCAUACGACAGAGGUCGUCGCCAAUCGGACAUCAACUUCAACAGGUACAAAAGCAACAACGAUGGACUCAAACAGCGCAGUCUGAGUGACAGCCACUGGACACCGAGACAAGAUCUUUUGGACGAUUCCGACGUCAGUAGUGAAGACAGCGAAGAGGCCGUCGUACCUCGAAUUCAACCCGACUUGAAUGAGAUAUCAACCAGAUUCUCUCUUCCAACCGUCAUGUUUUCGAACAUGAGGCCCAUCGGAUCAGAGUUAAAAUCGAACUCAACGCCAUCACCCGGUUAUUUAAAUGGUAGUUCGAGAUAUACUCAGUCGUCAACAAAGAAGAAGGGAACGAAACAAACGAGUUCGGAGUCGGCGCCAACAUUCAAGAGGCUUUUAAGCAAGCGCAACAAGUACAUGAGCGAGGAAGACAUUGUAGUCUCGGACUCAAAUUGGACGUUCGGGCAGUACGGUUUGCAGAAAAGAGGUAAACAGUACUGCUCGGACCUGAUGCUGUCGGAUAAAAAGAAGUACGAAAUGAUGAUGAAGAAUAACUUCAGCGACUUUUUGGGUGAUAUACUUAUGAAUAAAGCGGACCAUAUGCGUAAACAGUUGAAGUCAUCAGACUCGGGGAAUUCGAACUUUUCAUUCUAUUCUACAGAAGGGCAGAUUAUGUACGCACCUGAGAAGGGUGGGUUCGUCAAGGAGGACAUCUGCUCUCCACCCACGAAAGGACGAGUGAGCGACAUGCGUCGUAAAUUCGAUGGCAACUUCGAAUCUAACAAACCAAACUUCAGCAUACAACAUGGUAAGAAAAAAGGUAACGUUAACGGGAUCGAGAUGGGCAGGAAGAGGGAUUUGGAACUUGCCAAAAUGCUAGAAGACGAAGUUAGGAAGAGAAGAAACAAAGAGAAAAUAACAAUCAGGCAACAGCUCCAGAGGAUGAAGAGUCUCCAUGUCGAUGAAGAUGACGAGGAAGAUUUCGACGAUGAGGCAUAUUUCACGGAGCCUAAAUCCAGGGAGGAUUCGCAAUCUCCAUUUUUUGCAUCGGACUUGGCGACUCAUGCUCAGCUCGGAAUCAGGCCGUUUCGUUUUCAAACAGGCAUGCACAAUGGUGCAAAUAGAUUGAGUCAUUGGCAGAGUUCGCCUGCACUUCUAGAAGAUUCAGUUCAAACAAAUGGAAUGCGGCCUACAAAUAAAGGUCGUCUAUCUAUGUCUUCUGUCAUGAGCUCUCCAGAUCCAGAGGCGUGGACGCAGAGUCGUGCUGUGGAUAGCUGGCUGUCCAAACAAAAGAGAAACUUAGACAGUCCACCGAGACCCAAAAAAAUCAGCGACCACUCCCGCAUAUUGGCUGCUGUUGAACAUGCCAACGAUGGCGAUGUCAGUUCGUCGCCAACUCCUGCGCCACCCAAGAAAGAAAGGAGGAAGACCAACAUCUAUAAACAGCUGAUGGACAUCGUAAGAAAAGAAGAAAGACAUCUCAAAAAUGCCCAAAAAAAUGGUGGCGACCACAACAGUAGAGAUUCUUCAUAUUCUCAGCGAGAAAGCAGUCCAUCUACUUUGUCAGAGUCAUCCUCUACUUCUUCCUAUUCCUACUCAGAUUCCUCCAGUGCUCGGAACCAUGGCCUCAACGGUGUUCCAGCAAACAAAGAGUUCCACUCUUCGGGCUACAACCGAUCCUCUUUGAACACUGAGAACGGAACUCCGUCCUUCCAAGUUGCAUUCGUCCAGCCUUAUACACCAAGCAAAAGUUACCGUCCUGUGCCAUUUGAUAUUGUUCAUUCUUCUGCGAGCAAUUAUCGAAUGACAGGACUACCAGAAGAAGGGAAACAUGUACAAGCUGAAGUAUCUUAGUUUUCGUUAAGUGGUAAUUCUUCUUUUUCUACAGAUUAUGGCAUGGAUAAAUCUUUGCAAUUCUUAAACAUGCUUGUAUUCUGCAUUACGGGUUCUCAUAGUGAGCGUUCUCCAAACAUGAAACUGACAUCCAAUUUUAGCUGUAUAUACUUUUAUUAAAAAGAAAUUGCCAAUUUUAUGUAUUUUAAAUGUACAAUUGUAAUAAUCAGUUUGAAUGUUUUCCUUGAUAUAAGAUAAUCAGAGAGCUGUGUAAUAAACCAAGUCUGUAAAUAAUUUAUUGUAUAGUAAAAUGACUUGAUUGUAAAAUGACGAGUGUGACACAGAAUAAAGAAUUGAACCUCUUCAGAA